AUGUCGACAGAUGAUUUUUGCUCCACACUACAGGAAUCUUUUGAGCCUGAGAUCGUAGAAACUUUUCAUCUCAAUGUAUUUGCGCACCUUAUAACGGAUUUCUACAAUGCUAUCGAAGACGAAUUCCCGGAACCAAUCGAUAUAAUCCCAUCUACCUCCGAUUAUCUAGUGAAUGACUUUAAAAAUCUUCUAGAUGAAUUCGACAAUCGUUAUACAUCUGUUCAUAAAAAUCUGAAAAAAAUACAAGAGAAUGACAGGAAGCUGAAUUCAGUCAACAUUGAUUCACGUGACUUUGAAGAUCUACAAUUUUUCGUGAAUCCGAACGAUCUUUCUGAUGAAAUUGAAAUAGAUCGUGUUAUAGAACAGAUGGAACUAAUGUUAACCCAAAAAGAAUGUGAGCAUGCUUCUAUUUCUGCUGCUGCUGAAGAAGAAGCAUUUCUACAGGAGGAGCUUGUUGAGCAAAUAGAUACACUCGAGUCACUACUCGUAUCAGGGCACGUUAGUCUCGAUGAAAAACAAAACAAGCAUCUUCAAAUGGAGUACACUGAAGAUUUGGGAAUAUUAAAUCAGUGCUCACCGUAUAUCACACUGCAGUUUAAUUUACAGGUAGUUUCACCUGUAGAGGAUGAAAAUUCAACGCCUCUUUUUCGAGGACUUCCAGAGAAAGGAAUAUUUGACAGUAUAAUAAUGCGUGACAUCAAAGUUACAGGCUAUCAUGAAAGUCUUGUGAAUCUAUGUCAAAGUUUUGCGUCAGCCUUGUUCCCUGGUGCCAUUGUAGCCUGCUUUCAACUUCAAUCAUGUGUAGAUAUGACGUUGACUGAAGAUAUACGCCGACUGGGCUCACUUUACGCUCUGAACUGGAAUCCACGUUCACGUUGUUUACACCUUUUAACGGAUCAUGGAGGUACAGCAAAAGCUACUAUACAUAUAGCUCCAAAUGGUUCUGUCAACCUCGUGACAGUCAAAAAGCUUCCGAAUUCGGAUCAAUAUGGGUCAUGCGACUUUAUCCCUCCGAUGUCGUGGUGUUUGGAUGAAUGGAUGAUGGAAAUCAAUGACUUCUCUCAUUCGGAUGAUUUCUAA
Trichobilharzia regenti is the source of this 1080-nucleotide messenger RNA. The record is from the annotation of a GenBank genome assembly. NCBI's taxonomy places the organism in Eukaryota, Metazoa, Platyhelminthes, Trematoda, Strigeidida, Schistosomatidae.